AUGGUGGGUAGUGGUAAAGUUGGUACCUUUUGGGUUUCAGCUUCAGUUGCCACAGCUGAGAAGCUGUCAAUGCCACCGAAGAUUGUGUUGCAACCCAUCAAAGAUAUCUCCGGUACUAUCAUGUUGUCGGGGUCUAAAUCGCUGUCGAAUCGAAUUCUGCUUCUGGCUGCUCUCUCUGAGCUGAUCUUGUUCAUGUGCAUUGUGGAGCCAUUUAGAAGAAGUGAGUUGAUUCAAGUCAAAGAUGAUAUUCAUUACAUGAUUGGUGCAUUGAGAACCCUAGGAAUUAGUGUGUUAGAAGACAAGGCAAUAAAAAGAGCAAUUGUGGAAGGUUGUGGCGGUCUCCUUCCAGUGGGUAAAGAAUCCAGGGAUGAAGUACAACUUUUCCUUGGAAAUUUUGGAACCGCAAUGUGGCCAUUGACAGCUGCAGGUGGAAAUUCUAGCUACAUACUUGAUGGAAUGCCCCGAAUGAGAGAGAGACCAAUUGGACAUUUAGUUGAUGGUCUUAAGCAGCUUGGUGCUGAUGUUGACUAUUUUCUUGGCACAAAAUGUCUCCCUGUAUGUGUAUUCGGGAAUGGGGGUCUUCCAAGGGAUAAGGUAAAGCUCUCUGGAUCAACUAGUAGUGUAUUCUUGACUGCUUUGAUCAUGGCUGCUCCUUUGGCUCUUGGAGAUGUUGAAAUUGAAAUCAUCGACAGGUUGAUUUCCACUCCUUAUGUUGAGAUGACAUUGAAGCUGGUGGAACGGUUUAGGAUCUCCAUAGAACACAAAGAUAGCUUGGAUCGGUUCUUGAUUCGUGGAGGUCAAAAGUACAAGUCUCCUAGAAAUGCUUAUGUUGAAGGUGAUGCUUCAAGUGCUAGUUACUUCUUAGCUUGUGCAGCAGUCACUUGUGGGACAGUUACUAUUGAAGGUUGUGGGACAAGCAGUUUGCAGGGAGACGUAAAAUUUGCGGAAGUUCUUGAGAAGAUGGGUGCUAGGGUUACCUGGUUAGAGACUAGUGUCACAAUCACUGGACCACCUCAAGAUUCUUCCAAAAGAAAACACUAG
Quercus robur (English oak) is the source of this 1041-nucleotide messenger RNA. Its product is annotated as 3-phosphoshikimate 1-carboxyvinyltransferase, chloroplastic-like. NCBI's taxonomy places the organism in Eukaryota, Viridiplantae, Streptophyta, Magnoliopsida, Fagales, Fagaceae. Bases 1 to 1041 code for a protein of 346 amino acids. The record is from RefSeq and is a predicted model, not a curated record. The transcript is spliced from 7 exons. Gene Ontology annotation, biological process: chorismate biosynthetic process. Gene Ontology annotation, molecular function: 3-phosphoshikimate 1-carboxyvinyltransferase activity.